Messenger RNA from Dufourea novaeangliae, 729 nucleotides. RefSeq names its product splicing factor 3A subunit 1-like. The transcript is spliced from 4 exons. Lineage: Eukaryota; Metazoa; Arthropoda; Insecta; Hymenoptera; Halictidae. The coding region runs from base 1 to 729 and encodes 242 amino acids. The record is from RefSeq and is a predicted model, not a curated record. Gene Ontology annotation, molecular function: protein binding.
AUGGAACGCAAUUUAGAGCAAAGAAUUGUGAUAAAAUUUUUGGUGAAAAAUGGUGAAUCGUCAACGGAGAUUUAUGAAAAGUUAUCCAGAGUUUAUGGAAAUAAUACCAUGUCGAAACCACGCGUUUUCGAUUGGGCAAAACGGUUUCGAGAAGGACGUGAAUCCGUCGAAGAUGCUGAGCGUUCAGGACGCCCUUCCACGACUCGACAGGACGAAAACAUUGCUCGUGUGCGUGAUCUUGUUCGAAGUGACAAGCGGUUAACUACAAGAAUGAUAGCGGAAAAACUAAACAUUAAUCGAGAAAGUGUUAGAUUAAUUUUGACUGAAAAUUUGUUAAUGACAAAAAUUGGAUUGAAGCAUACUACUGAACCUACGGAAGAAGAAUCUCAGACUAAGAAAUUAAGAACAGAAGAUUCAUUAAUACCCGAGCAGCAGUUCUUGGCUAGGAAUAAGGGUCCUGUUCAAUUGAGCAUAGCUGUACCAAUGAUGGCAGAGAAAGCAGAAUGGAAGUUGCAUGGCCAGAUAUUAAAUAUUACUUUACAAGGGAGCGACACUGUGGCAACAAUGAAAGCUCUUAUACACAAACAAACUGGAAUGCCUCCUGGUAAACAGAAGUUACAAUAUGAGGGAAUGUUUUUCAAUGAUAGCAAUACUCUUGCAUACUAUAAUGUAACAUCCGAUAAUAUAAUCAAUCUUCUACUCAAGGAAAAAGGUAGUAGAAAGAAAUAA